GUGACAAAACAGACAAACAGAGAUUUCGGGAAUAUCCUUUGGUAAUGCGAGUCAUGACAUUGAGAGAAGGUAACACACAGCCAUACCUUCAACAGAAAUCUACUAUCUACACGGAGCCAGAGCAUUUCAGGUGUCCUGGAUAUUUCAACAGAGCAGCCAUAGCUUAGCUCUUUGAGCAUCUUCAACUAUGAACAAAAUACUGUUGGUGUUUUUCCUGCCUAUUGUUACUGCUUCACCGCAAGAUGGCCAGAUCACAUGUUCCAUAACCCCCGUUGACUCAGGUCAGGACAUUGCUCUCACUUGUCUCUUUCCUGAGGACCUGAAUGUAACAAAGAAAGAUUUCUCCGUCUAUCACUAUACUGAUGAUACAAAACCAGACGCUGUGAUAGACUGCUGGUGGAUGAAGGGCAAUUUAAGCUGCAAUGUUAAUGAUGGAUAUAAGUAUAACAAGACAGUAAACACACAGCUGACAGUUACAUUAAGUCACGUGUCAACGACACACAUGGGAACCUACGUUUGUCAAGUUGCCGGCUACAGGUCAAGCUCAUUUGGAACAUGCCAACUGGAAGCUGAGCAGGUCAAUCAAGAGGGCAAGAUUUCGUGCACUGUUCCACUCGUCCAACCAGAUGAGGAUACUUCACUGACAUGCCAUUACCCCGAGGACCUCAAUGUAACCAAGAAAGAUUUUUCCGUCUAUUACUACACAGAGGGUGCAAAACCUGAGGCUGUGCUAGAUUGCUUGUGGAUCGAUGACAAUUUGAAAUGUUUGGUAAAUCCCGGCUAUACGUACAACAUGAACGUGAACACACAGCUGACACUCAACAUAAGUCACGUGAUGUCGGUGAACAACGGAACCUACACCUGUCAAGUUGCCGGCUACAGACCAAGCUCUUUUGGAACAUGUCAGUUUGAAACCGAAAAGAGCUGUCGGGCGAGAGAAUGGUAUUACUUGCCACCCGUACAGCUGGGCGGAAAGGCGAGUUUUUCCUGUCAUUUCCCUGGAGACCCCUGUGUCACCAAAAAUAAUUUCUUCGUUUUUCACAUCACUGAGGUUGCAGGUAAAGAAGGCCCAUCAGAAAGAAUAGAUCCCGUAUUAGUCUGCAAGUGGAUUGACGGAGAAUUAAAGUGUUUGGGGAAGCGAGGUUACAACUUCAGUAAAACAGACGACACAACCGUGACAGUCACUAUAAAUAAUGUGACGGAGUCACACGCCGGUGUUUACUAUUGUGUAAUAGAUGGAAACAGGCAGUACUCCCUCGAAAUGUUUGCAGUCAUGAUCAGGCAGGAACCUAACAGUCACCAACGUAAAGCGAACACAGGCAAUCAAAGAAUUUUUUUGGUGAUCGGGAUUGCUCUAGUACCUUUCAGCAUAGCAGUGGGUUUGUUUUGUUGCAUUUGUGGGAUGUUACCGACAGAAAAAAAACUUUUGGGAGAAAGAUUUGAGACAAAACUCCGUUUUCGAAAAUGGAUCUUAGCCAAGUAUGAAUAGCUGCUGUUUUUCUUUGAAGAAACCGGAGAGCAGACAAAUAAGUUCAGAAAAGUUAUAAGGACCAGUGCCACAAGAGUAUUAAUUUAAUUUUACUCCUGUCUUCAAUGUAAAGGUGAUGUGUAAAGUGAGCAUAUCCUGAAUAAUUAAUGUACAGCAGGGGCAUAGACUGUUGCAAAUACGACACGUAGAAGCCUAUGCGUUUGGUUGACAUAUAUAUUUUUUUUAAUUGACCUAUUACUCAAGAAAGAAAAAAAU
Messenger RNA from Pomacea canaliculata, 1744 nucleotides. RefSeq lists its product as uncharacterized. The transcript has 11 exons. The record is from RefSeq and is a predicted model, not a curated record. Lineage: Eukaryota; Metazoa; Mollusca; Gastropoda; Architaenioglossa; Ampullariidae. The coding region runs from base 188 to 1489 and encodes 433 amino acids.